Messenger RNA from Aspergillus versicolor CBS 583.65, 2763 nucleotides. RefSeq lists its product as uncharacterized. Lineage: Eukaryota; Fungi; Ascomycota; Eurotiomycetes; Eurotiales; Aspergillaceae. Gene Ontology annotation, cellular component: trans-Golgi network; outer membrane. The coding region runs from base 73 to 2571 and encodes 832 amino acids. The transcript is spliced from 7 exons. The record is from RefSeq and is a predicted model, not a curated record. Gene Ontology annotation, biological process: vesicle fusion with Golgi apparatus; endoplasmic reticulum to Golgi vesicle-mediated transport.
UGCUUCUUCGGCGGCUUCGGGCACAAGAAGAGAACUUGAGACUCACUUCUGUUGGCCAUUGCUAUCGUCGCAAUGUCCUCCCCACUCCCUGCUGAAGAUGGAGACAUUUUCGAGAGUCUUCAGCGACCUGCCGAUCCCAAGGUGCUAGAGGAGCAGCAGCAGGCCGUGAAUGAACGUCUUCAUGCAAUUUAUCAGAAAGCGCAAGAUCGACUCGGGGAGCUGAUCGACCAAAACUCUACCUUGCCCUGCACAAUAUCGUCGGUCCAGGUCUUGAACGCAAAACAUACGCGCAGAGGCUUUCUGGAGCAAAUUUUCAAUCCAUUGCUAAGUGCGAACCAGAAGCAACCUCUUAGCCUGUCAGAAGCUCUACGGGAAAUAUCGGCACGUGCGGAUAAACUUAGUAGAUUCGACGUCUUUCAGCAGCCCAUCUCCGUGUAUCUAGACCAAACGCCACCGACUGAGGGACAAGCGGGACCGACAAAUAUCAACGUAUACUAUUCCGUUAAGGAGAAGUCUCGUGUCCUACUCAAAACCGGAACCGACCUGGGAAAUGCGGAAGGCUCAGCAUAUGGCAAUCUCUUAUGGCGCAAUGUGCUCGGGGGUGCUGAGAAUUUGAACUUCAAUGCGUCAUUGGGCACGAGGACGCGAUCUGCCUACCAAGCCGCGUUUGAUACACCAAUUCUUAGCGAUCCAGACUUUCGUUUGGAACUUGGCGGAAUUGCAAGCGCAACACAAAAGUCCUGGGCGAGCCACGAAGAAGUGUUGAAGGGUGGCUGGGGUAAGCUUCGGUGGCUGAACCGGUCCGGUCACCGUCAUGAACUUGGCUACAAUGGCUUUUGGAGACAAGUCACUGGCCUUGCAGAAAAUGCGUCUCCGACGGUCCGAGCCGACGCAGGCGAUAGCGUGAAGAGUAGCCUUUUCCAUAGUUGGACAGCAGAUCGUCGAGACAACCCAUUUCUCCCUUCUCGAGGCUACUACGCAAGGACAUUCAAUGAGCUGGCUGGUUGGGGACCAAUGAAAGGUGAUGUUGCUUUCUGGAAAUCUGAGAUCGAAACGCAAAGCGCUAUCCCAAUCCCUAUUCCGGGCAUCAAGGGAGAUAGCGGGGUAAGCUUUACCACGGGUAUCCGUGCUGGUCUUCUUUAUCCACUUGGGCUUGACUCCGACUCGCGACCGCGUCUUUCUCGCAUUAAUGACCGCUUCCAGCUAGGUGGCCCUACAGACGUUCGAGGUUUCCGCCUCUCUGGCCUCGGGCCUCACGAUGGUGCAGAUGCUGUUGGUGGUGAUGUGUAUGCGGCUGGCAGUGCGAAUCUCCUCCUCCCACUUCCACGAGUGGGCGCUGAGAAACCUUUCCGGUUACAGGCGUUUGUGAACGGAGGGCGAUUACUGCCUCUGCGAACGGCACAGAAGACUUCACCUGCUUCUGGCACGGAAGUCAAAGACGCUAUGUCAUCCACUAUCUCUGAACUUGGUAACGGCUUGCCGAGCAUCGCAGCCGGAGUCGGGCUCAUCUAUGCACACCCAGCCGCCAGGUUUGAACUCAACGUCUCCCUCCCACUAGUGUUACGCAAAGGCGAGGAAGGCAGGAAGGGGUUGCAACUUGGGAUCGGCAUUAACUUUUUAAUUCUUUCCGUAUGUUUACCAUUAUUCAGCUCCUACGGAGCUCAGUCUUCGGCACAAAACCUCCAAUUCUACCCUUCUACCUAUUCGUCUGUAUCAGGCCAUACAACCCCGUCUCAAGCAUCAUACGGAGGAUUUGGCUCACCGCCAAACCCAGCAGCCCAAGGAUACCCCGUUGGAGGGGUCGGGGGAGGUUAUGGCGGUUUCGGGUCACCAACCGCUGGUGUCAGCGGAAGAAUGGGUGAGCAGGGCGGCUUACGGACAGGAUGGCUUGCUGCAUUCGGGACUGAGGGCUACGAUGGCGAACCGCCGCUAUUGGAGGAGCUGGGGGUUAAUUUCGCGCACAUCCGUACCAAGACAUUGACGGUCCUUAACCCUUUUGCUCGUAUUGACCAACACCUCAUGGACGACAGCGAUCUCUACGGCGCCCUGCUCUAUAUCGUCCUAUACGGUACCUUUCUACUUCUUUCAGGCAAGGUAUUCUAUGGAUAUAUUUACGGUGUUGCUGUUUUCGGCACCGUCGCCCUUCACCUCAUCCUUAGCCUCAUGUCCCCCGUUGAUCCCACCUCACCAACUCAGGUGCCAAAUGCCGCAGACCCAUCCUCGAACUAUGAUCCACACGCGAAACCCGACUCCUCCGGACACUUCUCUGCUACGUUGACUUUCCCACGAUCCGCAAGUGUCCUGGGAUACUGUUUCCUCCCACUUGUGCUAACAAGUCUUUUGGGAAUCCUUGUACCCAUGGACACGAUGUUUGGGUACCUGCUUACGACGGCGGCGGUGGGGUGGUGCACAUAUUCUUCGUCUGGGAUGUUUUGUGCCGUGGCGAGAAUGAGUGGAAUGAGAGGGUUGGUGGCCUAUCCGUUGGCACUGUUUUAUGUGGUAUUUGGCAUCAUGGGAAUCUUUUCGUCGAGGGGUAGUGGGACGCUUGCGGCGAAGACGGGUGCGGCUUAAUUUCUUCAGCUUUCUACCUGUUCAGCCCCAUCCGCCGCCUAUUUUUCAUUAAAGCCAGCGGGAUUGAGUGUUUGAAAAGAACCACAGUUUGCCUUUAAAGGACUCUCACAUAUGUAUCUGGUGUAAUGACGUGUCGUUCCUAGAGCGGUGAGCGAGAAGCUUGGGUCUUUUUUUUUUUUUUUUUUUUUUUUU